AUGGCCGACAAACAACCCGACGAUGUUGAAAACGUCAUUGAAGAAGCCGUAGUAAAUUCAGGUUCAAAAGGAAAUGAAGGUGGUGGAUGGUGGGAUUCAUUGUACUCUGCAGCAAAGUCUAAAUCUGCUGAAGUGUUGGAAUCAGUUAAACGUGACCUCGGUGAACUAACAACAAUAGUAACCACCGAAACCAGCAAUAUUGUCUUAAAUACUACCAAUGUCGUUAAAGAUACAUUACAAUUGGAAAAUCCUGAAUCUACUGCUAACACUAUGAAGAAGUCAGUAAGUUCAUUUCUAGACCAAAUGUCAAGUGCAUUAAACCCUUUGCCAGAUGAUGAAGAUGAAGCAAUAAUGAUUGUUGGCUCAGACACAGUUACACUGUCUAGGCUACAAGUGCAAAUAUAUACUCUGGCUAAUGAUCCGAAUACAUUUGUAAUGGAAAUUGAUGACCAACUUGAUAAAAGAUAUAAAGCUUGGUUGGAUUGGGUGAAAAGCGGUGAUAGUAGUUUGCUAUCUAAUGAUAAACUCACAAAGAUCUUAAAUGAGUGCACUCCAUUACGUGACAACUAUCAGAAACUCGUGCCAGAUUCUGUUUCUCAUGCUGACUUUUGGUAUCGAUUUCUGUUUCGAAAGGCAUUGUUGGAAGACGAAGAUGCCAAACAGCAAAGGCGAUCAGAAAAGGAAAAUAGAGAAGCCGAAAGAAUAGAUUUCAAUAAAGAGUUAACUCCGUUGUCUGAUAUAGAGCUGUCUGAAAAAGAACAAGAGGAGAUAUUGUCGUCAUAUGAUCAGGAACGAAGAGUAUCAUCAAAGUCCAGCAGUCCUAUAGAAGACAUAAAGAAGGAUUCAAAAUCAAAACAAGAAGAUAUUCCAUCUAAUGCUUCUUCGGUUACCACUUCAAGUUUAGACAAAGAUGAAUGGGUCAAGGAUUUUGAUAUAGAAGACAUUGAACCACCCACCAAUACCAAAUGA
Messenger RNA from Macrosiphum euphorbiae (potato aphid), 969 nucleotides. NCBI's taxonomy places the organism in Eukaryota, Metazoa, Arthropoda, Insecta, Hemiptera, Aphididae. The record is from the annotation of a GenBank genome assembly.